AUGACACUCACACCACACGACCUACAACAACACCCUACAAAGACAAGCAAACCCCACACACGCACACUACCCAGCGCGAGUAUUACAGAACCAGCACCAAAGCCAAACAAAACACAACACCCAACGGUAAAAAACCUCCUACGCACAACACCACACCGCCACACCGCCCUUCCACCCCCACCGCCCCACCCGACCCCAAACCCCAGCCAAGCAAGCCCUCCCCGCCCAAACCCAGAGGACGUUCGGGGCCUCCAGCACCUCGCUCCGCUCCGUCCGCCCUCACCGUAUACAAAGACUAAUAACCGCCUCACCACCCAGUCGUACAGGCAAUCCAAAGGCAGUGACCCAGGGAGCCCCUUCCCUGUCAAAGAAUACAGUACGAACCACUCCAACAACUUGAAUUUCGUGCCGGCCUUUUUCCGCCCUCCUCCAACGCCCCGCGUCGGAUUAGCACACCAUGCCCAACCGCAAGUGUCAUGUCAUAGUAGAAUCUAG
Molecule: messenger RNA, 495 nt
Organism: Penaeus vannamei (Pacific white shrimp)
Lineage: Eukaryota; Metazoa; Arthropoda; Malacostraca; Decapoda; Penaeidae
Source: RefSeq, a predicted model, not a curated record